Messenger RNA from Ahaetulla prasina, 699 nucleotides. Its product is annotated as dnaJ homolog subfamily B member 6-like. Gene Ontology annotation, molecular function: Hsp70 protein binding. The transcript has a single exon. Bases 1 to 699 code for a protein of 232 amino acids. Lineage: Eukaryota; Metazoa; Chordata; Lepidosauria; Squamata; Colubridae. The record is from RefSeq and is a predicted model, not a curated record.
AUGGUAAAUUAUUAUGAGGUUUUGGGAGUAUCAAGAAGUGCAUCUGCAGAUGAUAUUAAAAAGGCCUACCGGCAGUUGGCCUUAAAAGUACAUCCUGAUAAGAAUCCAGGAAACCAAGAAGCAGCUGAAAAGAAAUUUGUAGAAAUCUCUAAAGCGUAUGAAGUCUUAUCUGAUACUAAAAAACGAGAUGCCUACGACCAAUCCAGCAAAAAGAAGUUAAAUGAAACAAAACCUGCAGGGAGGCAAAGUAGAGUUGAAAAUGUGCAGAGGAGUGGCCAUGGGGACAAAGGGCAUGGGAGAAGGCAGGUGGACCCUGAAUUCAGCUUCUUCGGACCACAGCUGAACAUACAGAUGGGUAUGGAUUCCUUUCCUCAAGAUAUCUUUGACAAUCUAUUUGAAGACUUUUCUGGGCUUCGGCUAAAUCCCCGCAGAUGUAGAAGCAAAACUGACAGGAGCUUUUCGGUUUCUAUCACGGGUGUCUCCCCCAUUGUAGGAACUGGUUUCACUUCCUUUGGUUCUAACAUCCCAGAGAGCUGCUCCCGCUCCUCCAUCACAUCUCUAAACAGGGGCAAAAAUGGCAAAUUCCGCUCCAUCAUCACAACCAGCAAAACUGUGAAUGGCAAGAAAAUCAUCACAAAGAGAACGAUAGUGAAUGGCAAAGAACGUGUUGAAAAAGACGAAGAACCCAUCUGUCACUGA